AUGGGCGCGGAGCUCCUGCAGGACUUUAGUGUGGUCCUGGUCCCAGGAAUCAAGAUCUCAUUGCCUUCGUGGCAGCUGCUUAUUCACCAUAACUAUACUGCCGAGCAUUUUGAAUGGAUUAAAAGUGAACCACAAACUAGCGUGAUGGACUACACAGCUGCCACAAGACCAGGACUGUACAUCCCACAGUGUUGUACCUCAGGACCACCCUCCCACCAGCUCUUCCUGCCUGAGACCGACCCUGCCACCUUGCUGAACGCAGCCUCGGGUUACUGGUGCCAGUCGGCGGAAGCAUCCCACAGCCUCGCCCAGCCGCACGUGCCCCUCUGCCCCUGCAUGUCGCUGGCCGUGAAACUUGCACAGGCCUCGCCGUUGAUGGUCACCUCCCAGCCGGCCUUUCCCCACAGACUCUUCGAGACAGCUCUCUGGUCCAGCGGGCAGUUUGAGAGCGCAGCAGCCCUCGAGCAGUUCUACCCGAACCAAGAUCUCCUCCGUCAAGGAAGCUGGAGUCUGUGCAGCAGGGGCCAGUUGUCACCACAUGAUGCCAGCCCCUUCCACCCGUUCAGUAACCUCUUCCUCACUAACAUGCGGCAGUCGGACGUCAGAGAACUCCUGAGGGAGGAAAUGGUUAAUGGCAGCUAUCUGCACAUGAUGUGCCCGGAUAUUGGCAAUGCCAACCAGAUACUGCUGGACGGGAGCACUAAGGGGGAUUCCAGCUGGCCAUGGCUCUUGCCCAGUAGUCCCAGCCAUUAUCAAGCUCCUUUACUCGAUGGAAGAUUCCUUGCACCUGGAGGGUUUGGUGGUCCUGAAGAGAGUGAGGCAGGGACUGAGGGAAUGCCGCUCUGUGUAGAUGGAGAUGGAGCCGGGAGCUACAGAGGAGGUUUAAACCAGCCAUCACAAGCAACCUUUGGAGAAUGCAGUCCACAAAGCAACGUUGAUGGUGUGAAGAAAGAUUGCAGGAGGCUGACGUACGUAAAGGUUGAGACGGAAGUGUGGUGCCAUCCCCAACACAGCCAGGUUCAGCACGACACGAAACUGGACAUAGCAGCACAGGCCCUGAUCCAGCUCUCCCAGAUACCCAUCGGCAGCCUUUCAACACCAGACGGCACUGCUUCCACAGACUGCCAGAGAACAUGGGAGUCAUAAGAACACAGCAAGCAAUGUCCUUUAUCUCAGUUCCCUUGGGAGUCAGGAGAGCUUUAUCUGUGUGAGGCAACACACUUCAGGAUCUGCUCCACCUGUGUGACCAGCCAGCCGUGAGUUUGAGGGAUCUGCUGUGUCCAUUGAGAACACAGUCAGCAAGCGAGUGGAGAGGAGGGCAUCAGUCUGCGUUCACUCUAACUGAUUGGUCGUAGAUCAAACGAUCUUCGAUUUACAUGGAAAGCAGAGUCCAUUUAAAGAACGGAGGAGCCAGAACUUAUGACGGUAAAUGCAGAAGGUUUCCAUUUAAACGCAGCAGGAUUUGAUUUGAUUGAUUGUGAGAAUAAUUACCUACAGUCGCCGUUCAAAAAAACAUUCUCAACGCCUCAACAAACUGGUCACUGGGCUUGAGUGCCAGUGGAGUUACCCAACACACCAGCUCCAGUUGGGACAGUAUUGUCUAGAGGGAGGUUAUAUGUCACAUUGUCCCUCAAGUGGAUUCCUUUAAAGGCAGUGUCAUUUUCCUCUCCCUUUUUCUCCAUGAACUUGCAACUUUUUUUUUACCAUUCCUUUUUAGGCAGGGCCAUUUCAAACAUAACACCUAAAUCCUUGGGGAAAAAACACUCUUACCUUUUCAUUUGGUUUACCCAUAAACACCUGGGGCUCGCGUACAGAUCUUCCUAACACCGUUAAUCCUUUUCAGUGCACCCUGGCACUAUUGAAGCUGAAGCAGCCCCUCCACAGUGAGCCCAUCUAUGAGGCAAGCCGAUGCACAGAUAUCUAUUCACACCCUGUAGCAUUCUUGCUGCCUUGCGUGCCGAUCCCCACAUUCACCCUCAUUAUGGGGCCCUCGUGCAGAGCACGCUGUGGGCCUCAACUCUGGCCAAGGAUUGAUUGCUUUGUUUUCCUGUUUCACAUUUCACUCGUUCAGUACAGACACAUAUUGAAAGAUGACAACUUAUCCUCAUAUCAAUUUCUUGACUAGAUAGGUUGCUCCGAUUUCAAAUUCCAUGCCCCAGUCUACCUCAGCAAUUGAAACCUCUUCAACUAGCCCACCAAAAUGUUAAAAUCCUCUGCCAAAUACCAUUUGUCUUCUGUAUUAGUGAGAAUACAGGCACAAUCCAAGUAAUCUCCCCUU
This is a messenger RNA of Amblyraja radiata (thorny skate), 2278 nucleotides long. RefSeq lists its product as uncharacterized. NCBI's taxonomy places the organism in Eukaryota, Metazoa, Chordata, Chondrichthyes, Rajiformes, Rajidae. Bases 1 to 1146 code for a protein of 381 amino acids. The record is from RefSeq and is a predicted model, not a curated record. The transcript has 8 exons.